AUUGUCACCAAUGUUGACAUCAACAUGUUUAAGUUUCUCAGUCACCAUGGCAACUUGACAAACUCAAUCUGUUGACGUGGACCGUGUGAUGCUGUUGGAAAAAGCUCCAGAAAAAAAAAGAGUGGACCUUCAGUUGAGAUAGUUUGAUCAAGUACAGGCGGGGUCUGCCAGCUGGAGGCAGAGUCUCAGUCAGUCCUCAGUUGGCAUCACGGCUCGAAACCUCCACACUGCAUCACGCCCUGGGUGGGAAUGGAAGAAAAGGACAAGAAAGAGCAUGGGGAGUAUAUCGGAGAGAUAAAGGGUGGGCUGCGGCCUUCAAUGAAGCUGGUUGUUAUGGGAAUUAUUAACAAGAAACCCAAGAGCAUUGAGGUGAUUCUGUCCAGUAAACCUCAGGAGGAGGACACGGAGGGCGACGUGGGACUUCAGUUAAAGGUCAACUUCACGGAUAAGGCCGUCCAACGCAACGCCCGCCUGGCAGGAAAGUGGGGUCCAGCUGAAAACACCCUGUCCUUCUUUCCUUUUGCACCCGGAGAAUCAUUCAAGAUGGAGAUCGUUUGUGAGCAUCAGCAGUUUCGUAUCUUGGUGGACGGACAGCCUCUCUGUGGAUUCAGCCACCGCUUCUCCCCGCUCGCUUCCCUCACUGCCUUACGAGUCUUUGGAGACGUACAGCUCACCAAGGUGGCUUAACACCAGCAAGGGGAAAAAAAUACUAGGAUAUUAGGAUGUUCUGGGACAGUAUUGAAUACAUACGAUUAGGAUAGAUCUACUUUUUUGAGUGAAUAAAUUAACCCACGAUGGGGAUGAUGUGUCUCCAGUUACAAAUAAAGUUACGCCUGCCUCGUAAUCGCGUGUUAAGACAAAGUGCCUUCACUAGAUUACCUAUUUGGAGACUUGAAGAUAAUGACUGAAUGUUACAGUCAUCAAGGUCUUAAAUAAACUGAAGAAUGUGAUUUGAAGUGAAUUCAAGAAAAUGUGGUCUAAGCUAUAAUAUUUGCCCUUAAUGAACAUUUGUACAAACACGAUGUGUCGCCGCACGUCGGUCUUUGUGCGUUCAGAUCUCAGACGUUUGUCUUUGAUUUCCUUGGAGUUAACCUUUGAAAGCACUUACGUUUACGAGCGCCUGCAUGAAG
Messenger RNA from Larimichthys crocea (large yellow croaker), 1130 nucleotides. RefSeq names its product Galectin-related protein A-like. Gene Ontology annotation, molecular function: carbohydrate binding. NCBI's taxonomy places the organism in Eukaryota, Metazoa, Chordata, Actinopteri, Sciaenidae. The coding region runs from base 250 to 687 and encodes 145 amino acids. The record is from RefSeq and is a predicted model, not a curated record. The transcript has 5 exons.